Molecule: messenger RNA, 1053 nt
Organism: Magnolia sinica
Lineage: Eukaryota; Viridiplantae; Streptophyta; Magnoliopsida; Magnoliales; Magnoliaceae
Exons: 1
Coding region: 1-1053 (350 amino acids)
Source: RefSeq, a predicted model, not a curated record
AUGUGGGUACUACAUGAAUCCUUCCAGCAGGUGGUUCAAGUAGCAUGGGGCUCAGCUGAAUCCAAUCACCCCAUCUUCAAUGUUCUACUGAAACUCAAGAAUGUUAAGCGGGCCCUGAGAUCCUGGAAUAAGGAAACCUUCGGUAAUAUUUUUGAACAAGUGAAGCAGGUGGAACACUCGGCAGACAUUGAAUCAAAAUUACAAGUGACAGAUAUUUCAGUAGAUCUUGACAGCAAUUUAUACAACCAGUUCAGCGUAGCUACAAACAACCUCAGGAAGCUGAAACUCAUCAUGGAAGAAAUUUAUUGGAAACAGAAAGCCAGGAUCAGUUGGCUGGAAGAAGGAGAUAGAAACACCAGAUUUUUUCACGCUUCGGCAAUAGAACGUCAAAGGAAAGCGGCUAUUAAAAGUAUUGAGCUAGAUUCGGGCCAUAGGCUAGAGGAGAUUUCAGAAAUUAAGGAAGUGGCAUCAGAAUUUUUUCAAGUAGUUUUUAAGGCAGAAAAUUCGUCGCUGGACCCAGCCCUGCUAGACGUAAUUCCAAAUCUGAUCUCUCCAGAGAUGAAUGAUCGGCUACUCUCUCCUCCCUCUCUUCUUAAAGUGAAGCAAGUCGUUCUAGCUAUCUCGAUAGAUGUUGCACCUGGCUCGAACAGCUUCCCUGGUAGCUUCUUUGCUUCCUGCUGGGAUGUCAUUGGCAAUGACCUCCUCAAAGCUGCAACAUUCCUCUUUCAAGGUGGCAACCUUCCCAGGGCAAUAUCAACUACCCUCAUCUACCUAGCUCUGAAAUCAACAACCCCAAAGAAAUUUUUAGACUUUCGUCCCAUUAGCCUUUGUAAUUGCUUAUACAAAAUCCUCGUCAAGAUCAUUUCAGUUAGACUAAGUGAAGUGUUGCCUUCGCUUAUCUCACUUGAGCAAGGCGCUUUUGUCCAGGGCCGUUCCAUGGUGGAAAGUAUUGCGCUUGCCCAAGAGAUGGCCAGGGAGCUGAAUAGGAAAGUCCGUGGGGGAAAUAUUGUUUUAAAAUUGGAUAUGGAAAAGGCAUAUGAUAGGUUGGAUUAG